This is a messenger RNA of Amoebophrya sp. A25, 803 nucleotides long. NCBI's taxonomy places the organism in Eukaryota, Dinophyceae, Syndiniales, Amoebophryaceae. The record is from the annotation of a GenBank genome assembly.
GAAGAUCACUGGGUAGAGAUUCUGCGCAUUUUUCUAGACGUUUAUGACGGCAGGCUGACGCCACUCUUAGACUUUCCAGUGGCGGAUGAGGAGGUCCGCAAGUCCAUGCUCCGAGACCGCCUCGGCAAGUUCUUGGCGCAUUUCUUAGAGUUCAAGCUGCAGCACGCGCGAGAGCUACGUAGGAGACAACUUCAGCAGGAAAAUCAAAGGUCCGCAAAUUUCGCGGGAAACUCUAGUUCUAGAUCGCAGGCGCAACUAGCUCAGUCCAGUGGAGGUGAGUUGUCGGAAGAAACAGUGACGCUGCUCCAAAGCGCAAUCGAGGUCGUCGUCGCCGUUUGCCUGAAGUGUGACCAGUAUCAAGCGCUCUAUCGAAACUUCUUUGAGCGUCUUAGUUCGCCAAAACAGCGCUUGUUUUUCCUGCAGGCAUUGGAGAGAUGGCUUUUGCUGGAGAAGAAUCUUGUAAAGGAACUAGACCCUGAGGUCUACAGUCACUUGCUGCAAACCUAUGCAGCGCGAUUGCAGGAAGAAGAGGCGGCUGCGACGGAGAGUUUCGGAAAAUUACAGUACCCAUCGCCAAACCAGAACUUGUUGGACGUGCCGACUUUCGUUCGACUCUUGGAUAACAGCGCUACGCAGAGUCAGAUGAAUCAGUCAAGUGCAACAAUCUUCACAGCCCUACCCGCGCAUUUGAAGGAAGAUUCUUUUUUGAAUGUGCGUUUAGGCGAAGACUUGCAGGUAGACCUGUUUCCGAGCGCUUUUCCUGCGGCUCUGCACCUCACGCGACUCGUAAUUUCGAGUCGCAA